Talaromyces atroroseus is the source of this 1725-nucleotide messenger RNA. Its product is annotated as phosphoribosylaminoimidazole carboxylase. The coding region runs from base 1 to 1725 and encodes 574 amino acids. The record is from RefSeq and is a predicted model, not a curated record. The transcript has 4 exons. NCBI's taxonomy places the organism in Eukaryota, Fungi, Ascomycota, Eurotiomycetes, Eurotiales, Trichocomaceae. Gene Ontology annotation, biological process: 'de novo' IMP biosynthetic process. Gene Ontology annotation, molecular function: phosphoribosylaminoimidazole carboxylase activity; ATP binding; metal ion binding.
AUGUGGAACUCACCCAAAGUCGGAAUCCUCGGUGGUGGACAGCUGGGACGUAUGCUCACAGAGUCGGCCAAUCGCCUCAAUAUCGAAGUGCAUGUAUUGGACGCAGCGAAUGCGCCAGCAAAGCAGAUAAGCGCGCAUGACAACCACACAAUUGGGCAUUUCAAUGACCAGGAUGCGGUGCAAGAACUAGCCAAGAACUGCGACGUUGUGACUGCUGAAAUUGAACAUGUUAAUACAUAUGCGCUCGAGGCUGUGGCUUCGCAGGUCAAGGUUGAGCCGUCGUGGGAAUCGAUUCGCAUCAUUCAGAAUAAAUACGACCAGAAGAAGCACCUGUCGAAAUUCAAUAUUCCCAUGGCCGACUAUCGUGAGCUUGUUGGUAAUACGCCCGAGGAGCUGGCCAAGAUUGGCGAGCAACUAGGCUUUCCAAUGAUGCUGAAGUCUAAAACGCUCGCAUAUGAUGGGCGAGGGAACUAUCCUGUCAAAUCCAAGGAAGAUAUUCCUGCAGCCCUCGAGGCUCUCAAAGACCGACCACUCUUUGCAGAAAAAUGGGCCCAUUUCAAAAUGGAACUAGCUGUGAUGGUAGUCAAGACAAAGGACAGCGUCCUGUCGUAUCCCACAGUCGAGACUGUUCAGGAAGACUCGGUUUGCAAGCUUGUAUAUGCCCCGGCUCGCAAUGUGUCUGAUGCCAUCAAUAAAAAGGCCCAAGAGCUUGCUCGAAAUGCUGUGUCGGCAUUCGAGGGCAAGGGUGCUUUUGGGGUCGAGAUGUUUCUGCUGGAAGACGACUCGAUCUUGCUUUGUGAAAUCGCCAGCCGAGUGCACAACUCAGGCCACUAUACGAUUGAAGGCUGUGGCCUCUCCCAAUUUGAUGCCCAUAUGCGCGCCAUCAUAGAUCUUCCCAUACCCCCGAAGAGCCUGGAGCUUCGACAGCCGUCUAUCAUGCUGAACAUCAUCGGCGGUGCCACCCCUGACUCCCACCUGAAGGCCGCAGAACAUGCUCUCUCGAUCCCGAAUGCUAGUAUCCACCUCUAUAGCAAAGGCGCCGCACGACCGGGGCGAAAGAUGGGCCACAUCACCGUCACAGCAGCGACCAUGUACGAGGCCGAGACGAUUAUUCAACCACUAAUCGACGUCGUUGAUGAAAUACGCGCCCAACGCAGCGAUGUCAAGACCUCCAGCGUGAAAGCCGGGUCAUCCAAACCCACGCCUACGAUUGGUGUCAUCAUGGGUUCGGACAGCGACCUCAAAACGCUGGUGCCUGGGCUGAAGCUUCUGAAAGAGUAUUUCGGUAUCGACCCAGAAGUAGAUAUUACGUCAGCCCAUCGCACGCCAGACUACAUGGCUGAAUAUGCCUCUAGGGCUGCAUCGAGGGGUAUCAAGGUCAUUAUCGCUGCUGCCGGAGGCGCGGCGCAUUUGCCUGGCAUGGCGGCGGCGCAUACUGCGCUUCCGGUUAUCGGUGUGCCUGUCAAGGGCAGUGCAUUGGAUGGAGUUGACAGUUUGUACAGUAUUGUGCAGAUGCCACGAGGUGUCCCCGUUGCCACUGUUGGCAUCAACAACAGCGUCAACGCCGCAUUGCUAGCUGUUCGUAUUCUCGGGGCAUACGAACCGGCGCUGCAACGAAAGGUUGAGGAGUACGCGAAGAACGCCAAACUAGAGAACAUGGAAAUCAAGGGGACCAAGAUGAGGGAGAUUGGCUGGGAAAAGUAUUUUGAGCAAAUGCAGAAAUAA